AUGGCGUCGUCUCGUGACACCGUCACGGCACCAGUACGAGUUCGUGGCAAACGCAAGGCAGGCCCAGAAGAGAAGUGGAACUUCGGCAAACGGCGAGAUCCCAAACUUCAGAAGCGGCGACCCAAUACUGCCAUCUAUGGCCGCCAGCCACMCUCGACAACUUCUGCUGAUGCAGCUUUCUCGCCCGCAACAGCACGACCGAGAAAGCGACGACGUCGUCUCGUCCCACAGUCUCCACUCGAAGAGCUUCCUCCUGAAGUCUUGCAGACGAUAUUUGCAUAUUCUGCAAACAUCAUGCUUCCACUGACCUCCACCCAGCUUGCUUCCAAACUUUGCAACAGUACGCAUUUGCGUCAUAAUCUUAGUGAUCGUCUGUUAGGCCCUGUACUUGGAUGCGAUGUCGCUACCCGCGCUUCUGCGACGGACCUUGCAUCUGCAACCCGACUGCUCAACAGCAGGUUCAUGGACUUUGCCUUCUUCAAGACAUGGCUUCGUAGGUCUCGCGACGAGGUUCCGGUAUCAGAUCAGUCGAGUGACCUCGCGGAUGAGCUCGACUGGAAGGGAAUGUGGUUAGCAUGCCAACCAUCUUCAAGCUUGCUCCCUCCGCGGAAACUCUUCUCUGCUCCUUUCUCACAAGAAAACACUGCGUUUCUCUCGAUUCUUGCUCAACCCAUUGACAACAUUACAUCUCUCAAUCCUUCUUAUGGCGAACUUGCUUACGACGGACUGUCCGCUGCUGUGUCAUCAGGAUAUGCCGAGCUUGCUUCAGUGCUACUCGGCAUGGGCAUUACUGUCACUACGGAACUGUUGCGUGCUGCCGUCAUCGAUGCUGGUUGCGACGAACCUCUUGUUCGGCAACUCUUGGACGCCUAUCGUAGCACCGAUGAUGACAUGGAUCUACUUGACCCGAUAAUUUGGUCCUGGGCCGAACAGGCUCGCGAUACUGGCGAUCCAAAGGGAAUAUGGCUGAUGGAGGUUAUGCGAGAGUCGCACCGGCUGCGUGCUUGA
Molecule: messenger RNA, 1008 nt
Organism: Ramularia collo-cygni
Lineage: Eukaryota; Fungi; Ascomycota; Dothideomycetes; Mycosphaerellales; Mycosphaerellaceae
Exons: 1
Coding region: 1-1008 (335 amino acids)
Source: RefSeq, a predicted model, not a curated record